Messenger RNA from Apis cerana (Asiatic honeybee), 6678 nucleotides. It is a transcript of the gene CrebA, whose product is annotated as Cyclic-AMP response element binding protein A. The record is from RefSeq and is a predicted model, not a curated record. NCBI's taxonomy places the organism in Eukaryota, Metazoa, Arthropoda, Insecta, Hymenoptera, Apidae. Gene Ontology annotation, molecular function: cAMP response element binding; DNA-binding transcription factor activity, RNA polymerase II-specific. Gene Ontology annotation, biological process: regulation of transcription by RNA polymerase II.
UAGAGAAGGUUCGGUCGGACAGCACGUGCGACCGGUUGCACAUUUCCGCGGAGGACGUGAACACGCGUAUAUCGUUCCGUCUUUUGCCUAUACGGAAGUCCACUUUACCGAUUGAAGGUCAGGCUAUCCGUAUCUGGCAGAAAAUUUGUCGCAAGUUUACAUCGAGAGUUUGCUUUCGCGAACGCGAAAUCUUCCCUAUUGGUGGUCCAAUACGUUCAUAGGUGCACGGGUGUUGGCUAUCGAUCCCGCUGUCCUGAUUUCCUGCAUGUUCAUUGGCGCCUCGGUUGCUAACAGUGCGUCGUAUGGUACAGUGCGGGCUCCGUUCGAUCAGUGCUGUGGCUUUACUGUUACGCUCAAGAUAUUUGUGUAAUUUUAUUCGUUUUAUCGGGGUGAUUUUUCCUCGUACCAAGGACAAUUCACGCCUCUUCGUUUCUUCUUCGAAAGCGUCGGUAUCCUUGGAAGACAAUGGAGUCCUAGAAGAGAAAUCGUGUUCCCGUUCUUCCUAUACUCUUCCUAUCCUCGAUGGGCAGACUGUACGGCGAUCCAUUGACUGGCAAAGGAACGGAACCAGGAACGAUCGAGCAAGCUUAGGACCAUGGAAUUCUACGACGUGGGAAGCAGCGACCUUAGAGAAUUGUGGGAGUCUUAUCUCUCCGAACCGGCCCUGGGCCAGGACGUUCUAAUGGGGACCAAAGAAGAAGAAUGGGGCAACCAUGGGUUGAUCGUGCGGGAUAAAUCCUCGCAGGGAGUGGUGUUGAGGGAUCGUUUGAUGACGGAUGCCGCCCUUGGAGGUCCACGACCGAUCAAGUCCGAGCACAAUUACAGCCUGUUGACGUCGAGCCCCCCUCCAAGCCCCGCGACACCCGGUGCCAACCCUCACACGCCUAAUUCCGGAUCGUCCGCCGACAGGGUUGGCGCUUCCCUCUCCGCAAACAGUUCCAACUCCAUCGAUUCUACUAACAUGGAUCACCAUAAAUCGUUGGACAUUCGAAGCAGAAUCGAUGACAUGGAGGAGGAAUGUUUCCCGGCGAUCUCGAUGAACACCGCGUCCGGACGCGACGACCUGUCCUCGUCGUCGUCCACGUCCUCUACCUCAACGAUUAUCCUAAAGAGAAGGAACAACAUAGUACCUGAAGACGUGGAGUGCAGCGAGAUCAAAGGAGAGCCGAUCAGCGCGCCUAGCAGCCCAUCGGAAUCGUGUCAAACGACGACAAUAGUCGACGAAAAAAAUACGAUAACCAUGGUGUUUCCUCAGAGUCUUCAUUUCUCCAAGAAUCACAUGUCGCAGACAAGCGACAGCGAGGAAGAUGACGAUGAAUUUUAUCAGGGUAUGGAGGUGGAGGAGUAUAACGGGGAGGCGAGCGACGUGAAGCAGGCGGAUCUCCGCGCGUCCAGGCAGGGUCUGCCGCCGACGCCUCCGAGCAGCGCGAGUUCCGACAGCGAGGGCACCGCUUCCGCUUCCUGCUCGCCGGAACGCCGAGAUUCCCAGAGCUCCGCGCACGCACAGAAUCUCAGGGGCAUGCUCACGCCCAGGCUUUACAUCACCAACACCACGCACACCACCAGACAGCCCAUCCACACACCCUUGAUUUCCUGCCAACCGAAAGGAUCGACGGGAGUGUUAACAUUGACGGAAGAGGAAAAGCGGACAUUGAUCGCGGAAGGUUACCCUGUUCCAACAAAAUUACCACUAACGAAGCAGGAAGAAAAGUCGUUGAAGAAAGUUCGCAGGAAAAUUAAGAACAAGAUAUCGGCUCAGGAGUCUCGACGGAAGAAAAAGGAGUACAUGGACGGAUUAGAAAGACGUGUCACCAUGCUCACAAACGAGAAUUCCUCGUACAGGGACAGGCUAACAGCCCUGGAGGACAAGAAUCGCGAAUUACUGAAAGAACUUCAACGUCUUCAAGCCCUGCUUCAGCUGCAAAACUCGUAGACGCGAAAAUAAACAUUAAAUCCUCUUCCUCCAAGCCGAAGACUUGAGUCGAGAAGACACGUAUUAAAUAUUAUCGCUCGUAGUGAUCCAAAGGAUUCUAUAAAGACUGGAGGCCGGAACCAGGGUCUCAGAACGUGUUCCUCAUCGUUGAAUUACGAGUGUUCUUUAUCCUUAUAUAGUUUUACUUUGACCCUUGGACAAUUUUCAAAUUGUUAUUCACUCGACUUCUUUCGUUGAAUCAGUAAUAUAUGUAUAUAUAUAUAAUUCGACGAUUUCACAGACAUAACAUUUUUUUCAUUUUGUCGAGUUAUACGCAGUUGAUACAUAUAUAUAUAUAUAUAUGUAUGGGAUCAAAAGAUGUCGUGGAUUUAUAUAUUUUCCAAGGGAACAGUGCAAUUCCUUUACAUUCCUGUAAAGUCUUCCUCGUGUGUAGCGGAUCGAGUAGAUAAUCGAGAAUCCGAUAUAAAAUAUUCGCCUUGGACCGCCUCGUCUUCCUGUUUCCGUGGACAGGAAUCCGGGGAUGAGUGCAAUUCAACCGUGGAGUGCCUUGAUUCGCUAAUCUCGAUGAUUCUUCCAUCGCGAACGAUGAAUUGAAUUUUUCAUUUUUUUUUUUAAUUUUCAUCAUCGAAAAAUAUCGUUACUAUUGUUAAUUUUCGAUUCUUGUGUUAUAAAGAUAUCAAUCAAAUUUAAUGAGAAUCGAUAUGAAAAGUUUGGAGGAAAUUUAGUUUUCAAAGAAUUAUCGGUUAAAUCGGAUGAAAUCGGACAAGAGAAUCGUUCGUUGUUGCCCGAAUUUUUCCGAGCUUUAUCGAAAUUCAGUUUUCCGCGUCACAAGACGGUUUGCACAUUUUUAAUCUGUUUGUAGAUUUAGUAUGGUCGAGAUCGAGAAUUAUAAAAACUGAAGAACUAAAAAAUUAUGAACUUUUUGUGAAUAACUUCUUCUCAUUGGUUUUUUUCUUCUUCUUUCUAAUUAUCAGAUUACCAAAAAAUUUUUUGACUUACCAUAAAGAGAGACCAAAAUAACAAGAAAUUUUUGAUAUUUAUUUAAUUAAAAAUAGAUCAUUCAAUAGAUAUUCCAAUUCAUUUAACGAAAAGUAUAUAUUUUAAGAAUCGCUAUUUAAAUUUGAUAAAAUUAAAAAUAUAUUCAAGAAGAUAAUUUUCUUUUCUUUUUUUUUUCUUUUUUUCGUGCAAAGCGAAAUGAACAAAGUUCGAUCGAUUUUUAAUUCGAACUUUAAAAAACGAAAACGAAAUUAAAAUAGACAUCGAUGGGACGUUUCAUAAUUAAAACAAAUGACGAGGAUUAAAUUUGAAGCGAGAUAGCGAUAGACGAACGUUCGCGUCGACUAUCGAAAUAUUUAACGAUGCAUUUUUCGAUCGAUCGCAAUCGAUAUUCGAUCGAUAAUUUAUAUUCGAUAUAUUAGAUUUUCGUCCGAAUAAUAUAAAAAUUAGAAAUGUGACGAACGAUGUAGUUGAAAUAAAUAUAUAAUGAUAAGACGACGUACAAUUGAAACGAUGAAUGUUCAUCGCGUUAAGUAUAGGAAUUAUAGAUAAUGAAUAAUUUUAGAGCGAACAGAGGUGCGUAAUUAAUUAAUUAAUUAAUUAAGAUUAAAAAAAAUAUUUUAUAUAAAAAAAAUUCGAUGAUCGUCUGCGCCUAUUUUCUCGAGAGAAAAUUAUAUGAAUAGAUUGAGAUAUAAAUCAUAUAUAUAUAUAUAUAAAUAUAUUUAAGAACUUAUUUAUAAGUUAGCAUAUUUUAAACGCGAGAUAUAGAUUUGUACAUUAUAUUUGUUAAAGAAAUUUUAUUUACUUGGCCAUCCAUAAUGGCUCGUUUCAUCGUGGUUUUAAGAAAAACACUGUGCAAUCACUUCGAUUUUUUUCUUCAAAGAAUGCGCCACAUUAUAUAUAGGAGUAAUAUUUUAUAGUUUUUAUUUUACUAUGAUACUAGGUGCAAUCUGAUUCGUGGAAUGAUAAGAGAUAAACAAAUUUUUCGAGAAAUGGGAAAUUUCGAACGAUAUAUUUUUAAUCGAAUUAUUUUUGAAAAAUAAUACAUUUUUAAAGAAAAUUCCUUCUCGAUAUUAGGGGAAAUAUAUUUUUUCGAUCAAACUUUUUUUCAGAAGAUGUUCGUUUCGAAAAAGAAAUUCGUUCCAAAAAAAAUAUUUACGAAGAGAAAGAGAAAAUUUAUUUCCUAUCAAAGAAAUAUUGUUUGGAAAAACUUUUUGUGCAAAAAUAAUUUAAAAAAAAAUAUAUCUUUUUAGAAGAAAAUUGUGUAAAUAAAAAGUUAGUUGGCCAACUACUCUUGAGAAAAUAUUUGACUAUUUUAUUUUAUUUUACGUUAGAUUAGAUCUUGCAAUUUUACGACGAAUCAGAUUGCACUUUAUAUAUUCCAUACUCGCAUUUUAUCGUCGAAUUUCGAUUUAGGGGAUAUGAUGUUUUUUCGUGUUCCCAUAUCUAAUAGGUACAAAUAUCAUCGGUAAUGUCCACGAUCGUGCAAAAUUAGGAUUAAAAGAGGCAUCGACGAAUGAUUCGCAGAGAAUUCUUGUCUCGAACACAAGCGCUGCCAUUCGUUUCGAAUGACGAUCUUCGAAAGUGGAUGAACUUUUUAAAUAUAUUAUUAAUCACGUAGAAGAAGAAAAUAUCCGAACGAUACCGUUUCAUUAAUUUUUCUAAUAGAAAUUUUAUUAACACAUCGAAUGCCAUGUGAGUUAAAACUUAUCAUCAUUAUAUGACAAAAUUAUACUUUCUAUGUUGUAAUUAACGAAAAAUAGAAAAUUGUAUACUAUAUUAUUAUUGAUCAGAAAUAAGAGAAAACUAAUUUUAGAAUGUGUUUUCGUAAGGAGAAUGAUUAUACUCGAAAUGAACGAUUGGCUUGAAAAAUUCUAAGAAAUGAUGAAAUAGUUUCUGCCUGCUUUAGUUGGCUAUUUCAAGCUCCAAGUUGGACGAAGCUUCGGCGUCUGAAAAUUCUAUUUUUAUGCCAGAUUCAGUGGAUCGUUUGAACAAUAACAAAUAUGCUUUAGGCAGUACAGUUUAAAAUCUGAAAGAUAUUUUUUUGUAAAAUAAAUUGAUAAUGUAUCUUUGGCAAAAUUAUUGGUUAAAAUAGAGAAACAGUUAAUUCCUUUUUUUAACUUUUCAUGUUUUUGGGAAAAUAUUUUUCAUUGGAAUAUAAUAAAAAAAAAUUUUUCUACAAUCAAUUGUCUUGUAUUUUAAAAAAAGAAAAUAAAAGAAAUUAUUUUGGGAGCAAACAAAUUUAACUCUCAUGGCACUAAACGUAUUAAAUAAAGAUUCGAACGAUCUUUUGUAGAAUAAUUACAGGGACCAAUAGGGAUUUGAUGGCGCAUCUCUCAUUCCUUCGUCGAACGUUUUCGAUCACGAUCGAGGUUUCUCACGCAAUUUUGCGAUAUCGCGUGAAAAAUUGCUUAUGGCUUUGAUCCAAGCCUUGAUUCAAUUGGAUUUGAACUUCAAUUAACUUAUCUAUCCGGUAUAAACCGACCAGAGGGAAAACUUUAAAUAUGAUCUCUUCACAGCUCGAUUAAUUCAAAUAACCGAAUUCGAAAUAUUAUAAUGGAAACGCAAUGAAAAUUGAAAUUUUAAAAUUUCAAGAUUUUCUUAGGUUAAAAAAAAAAAAUUUACAGACAGUAAAAAAUAUCAAUCUUAAAAAAAAAUUUACCAAACCGUCGUGUCGUGCGUUUACAAUAAACUUAUUCCAGAAGCAUAUUUCUACGUUAUUUUUACGUCGUGAAUAUAUCGUAUUCAUGGUGAAAAAGUGAAAAAGUGCGUAAAAAAAAUAACACUGACUCAGUCUCUAUCAAUUACUUACGUCUAAGCAUAUCCCAGAACGUGGAUAUUCUUACCGGCUUAAAGACCGAUGUGCUUAACAGUGUUUCUUUAAAGGGGAUAUUAUUUCUCUCUCUUUUUAAGCUACGAUUGGCUCCCUUGCCUUGUUCAAUCGCUUAUCGAUGCCUGUAUUUGAUAUAAUUUGUCUUGAUAUUUUCAAAUUCAAAAAGAAAAAAAGAAAAAAAAUAUCAUUUCAUCUAAAUGUUAUUCAGAAGAAAAAGUGCAUGUACCCACAUUAUACCAUUAUUGGUGGAAAUAUCGCGUAAAUUUACGCGAGGAAACCUCAUGGAUCGUUAGAUAAGAAUCAUAGCCUGGCACGUAGGUGAUCGUAAUUUCGUGUGUACAAAAAUGCCAAUUGAACGCAGUUUUUAUCGAGAAUAAAAAAAAUAUAUAAGCGAAAGAGUUAAUUUAAUAUAUUCUAUGAACGAAGCUUUAUAUAAAUGAUCAUAUAUAUAUAUAUAUGUGUGUGUAUAUACAUAUAUAUAAAUAUAUAUCUAUACAUAAAAUAUUUCCAUAUAAACAGAUAAUAUAUGUAUACACUAAAUAUACACGUAUUUACAAACCUAUAUACACCGAGAGGUAGGAGAUAUAAUACACAACACACGCGCGAAUUAUACAUUUACUAGGUCUCAUUUAUCGCGAGAGAAAAACCCGAUGAAUCGUUCGUAAAAUUCAUUCGUUGCAUUCGCAUUCUCUACGAUAUCGUAUGCAUUAUAUUAUUUAUCCACAGAGUCUAUAUAUAUAUAUACUAUAUAUAUAUACGUGUUAGCUAUGCGACGACUUAUCCUAUUAUCCCGACGAGUGUCUUUACGCGAUUACGAUGAUGUACAGCGGUAGCCACGUGUACGAUGUUACACGUGACCUCAUUGCGACUAAUUUCGAACGUUGUACUACAAGAAAUAAACACAUGUGACUUAAUA